Molecule: messenger RNA, 1680 nt
Organism: Melanaphis sacchari
Lineage: Eukaryota; Metazoa; Arthropoda; Insecta; Hemiptera; Aphididae
Product: T-complex protein 11-like protein 1
Exons: 11
Coding region: 183-1592 (469 amino acids)
Biological process (GO): signal transduction
Source: RefSeq, a predicted model, not a curated record
CAUUUUAUCAACAGCUGUAGCCUACUAGCCUGUAGUUGUUGCGGAGUGUGGACGACAAAAAUAAUAACAUUGUUGUGAACGUUGUGAUUUAAGGCAUAGAUGAAGACUUUUAAAGGCAUUAUAUUUUAAUAAUAUAAUAUUAUAUAAGCUAUUAAAUCUUAUUACAAACGCGUAUAUUUAAAAUGAAUUCAGAUAAUUCACCCAAUAAUGAUCAAGACAAUGCAUCAACACCGAGUAGAUCUAUUCCUAGUGCUCGUCAAGAAAUGUUAAAUAAUAUAACAGCCGCGUCACCUCCAAGAUUCUUAUCAUUACCUGAAAUUAUGGUAGCUGCUAAACAAUUAGAAGAUAUUGCUCUUGUUCACGAAAUAGCAGUUAAUGAAAAUUUUAAAUUGGAACCUCAAGAACCUCCAAAUAAUAGUUUAAUGAAACAAGUCAAAGAUACAAUGCAUAAAGCAUUUUGGGAGCUGUUGCGUGAGCAAUUAAACAAUGAUCCUCCUGAAUACACACAAGCUAUGAUACUUUUAUCAGAAAUUCGAACAAGCUUAUCAAAUUUGUUGUUGGACCAGCAUACUAAAUUAAAAGAAGAAAUUGGUCAAGUUUUGGAUGUAGAGGUUAUACAAAAUCAGAUAGACAAUAACUCUUUGGAUUUUGAAUAUUAUACCAAAUUUAUAUUGAAUUUGAUGUCAAAAAUAUGUGCUCCGGUAAGAGAUGAUUCAAUACGUGCACUAACACUAUUAAAUGAUCCUGUAGAUAUAUUUAAAGGAAUAAUAGAGACUUUGAGCUUGAUGAAACUUGACAUGGCGAAUUUCACAAUAACUGCACAACGGCGAGCAUUACAUGCCUGUAGUGCUGAUUAUGAACGAGAAAAAUUUGAAGAGUAUUUAAAAGUUAAGCCUGAUGCUUUAAAUCUUACUGCUGAAUGGUUAAAACGCCAUAUUAAUUUUGAAAACCGUACAGAACCUCAUCACGAUAUAAUUGUACGAGCUUAUAUGGAAAUAUUUGAUUGGAACGAAAAUGAUAUAUUCCCAGAGGCUUUAUCAUUGGAUAAAGAUCGAUAUUUGGCAACUAAUAAAGAGCUAAAUCUUUUGAUUCUCGCAGCAUCUACAUUUAUUCUGACAAUAUCAACAACUACAACUCUUAUUCCUAAUGACACGGUAUUCAAAAAACAAUUAAAAGAUCUUAUUUUAUACAUCCUAAAGGAUAAUGAUUCCAACAAUAAAAAUCUCUUGUCAAAUAUUGUAGAACAUAUUGUUCUUUUCUGUAAUAAGCAUUUGUGUCUAAUUAAUCCUGACGGACCACCUGUCUUACCAGAAAUGGUCACUACAAUUGAGACUCAAAUUUUAUUAGUCCAAAACUGUGACAAUAAAAUAAGAAUUCUAGUUGAUAAGCGUUUCAAGGAGUUUAUUACUGCAGUCAUCAGUUCCGACAACGCAGUGCCCCAACAAUGCCCACUUGGUUUGUCUGCGUUCAAAGAUGAAUUGGCAGCUGUUACUGGCAGUUUUUUGCGUCUUAUCACAUAUAAUAGAAAAGUAUUUUCCAAAUUUUAUGAUGAUAUAUUGAAAAAUCUUCUGGAUCAAUCUGAUUUGAUUUAACUGUCUCAAAUCAAGUAUACUAAAAAUUAAUAUUAGCUUUUAUUUAUUUAAUCUUUAAACUAAUACUUUUUUUAAUAAUUGAUUUAUU